UAUGGGGUUAAUUUGUAAUUAAAAUUAGUUCAAGGACUACGUAGUAAUUGAUAAAAAAAACUCCAAAAACAUGUUUUCUACUUGGACCACUAAGUGGUCCAAAGGUUCCUGGACCACUAAGUGGUCCAAAGGUUCCUGGACCACCGAAUCCCGUGCCAUAUAACAAUACAGAGUUAUUAUGUAUUGCUGCUGUGUGGAUUCAAAUUUACUCACAAUAUUAUAUACUAUAUAAUAAAGUGCAUUAUUUCCGUAAGAUAACUAUAUCAAAACGAAAAACGAAAAACAGGAUUGUUCACCUCUCAAAAGAACAGGCUUAAUUUGAUUUUCGGCCAAAAAGAGCUUGCUGUUAGAGAAUGAUUUUGUGUUUUGGGACUUACCUUCCCGCCCGAAAUUAUAGCAUUUUGAAUGAUGAUGAAAAAUGGACUACCUUAUCCUGUAUGGUUUAUAUCUAAGUUUUUCUUCUCCGGGCUUGAAGCCCCGUAUUAGUACCCCAAAAAAAAAAAAUACAAAUUUGGAUGUUAAUACCAACAAAAUAUUUAUAGAUUUGGAUGUUGUAUGAUGAGAAAGUUACAAAAGCUUAGAAGUUAGAAACAAUGUUCUAUUCUGAAACGGAGAAGGUUGGUUGUGAAGGCGAGGUGAAGGAGGGUGGUGAGGUAUGUUGUUCUAAGGAAGAUGGUGUUGUUGGUGGGGCAACACCGGUUUCAAUUACAGGUGAUGGUGGUAGUUUGAAGUGUUCUGUUGUUUCUAUGGAGAAGCCAUUUAGGAGGUUUACUAGGUCUCUACUAAAGAGAAAGUUGGAAGAUGAUGUUAGUGGUGCAAAGGUUGGGAAUGAUAAGGUAAAUAACAAUGCCGAAACUGUUGAAGUUGGUGGUGAUGUCAAGCAGGAAAUUGAAGAUGGUGCAUUGGUUGCUGUGUGCAAGGCUAGUACUAAGAGGUGCCCAACAAGUCUGAAGGAGCUUCUAGCCACAGGGAUUCUUGAGGGUGUGGCAGUGAAUUAUGCUCACAGUGUGAAGGCAAGCAAGGCUGGAUAAGCAGGGCUUCGGGGAGUGAUUAAUGGUGAUGGGAUUGUGUGCAAUUGUGAAGAUUGCCAUGGUGUUGAGGUUGUGACGCCCACCUUGUUUAAGCUUCAUGCUAGUCGUUUAAACAAGUGCCCCCCCGAGUAUAUAUACCAUGAGAAUGGGAGUACUCUUCGUGAUGUCAUGAAUGCAUGUUUGGAUGUACCAUUAGAAACCUUGGAAGUUGUCCAAAAAGUCAUUGGAGGAGGCUUCACCAUAAAGAAAUC
Molecule: messenger RNA, 1282 nt
Organism: Arachis ipaensis
Lineage: Eukaryota; Viridiplantae; Streptophyta; Magnoliopsida; Fabales; Fabaceae
Source: RefSeq, a predicted model, not a curated record